AUGGAUGCACUGGAUUCAAUUUUCAAUCCAUUGAGAGAAUUCUCGAAGAACAUCAUUCGUCUCGUCAAAAGAUGUCACAAGCCAGAUCGUAAAGAAUUCACCAAGGUGGCAAUUUGUACAACUACAGGUUUCGUGGUGAUAGGAUUCGUUGGAUUCUUCAUCAAACUGAUAUUCAUCUCUAUUAACAACAUCAUCGUAGAAUUGGUGGACUUGGGUGGCGAUGUGGUGGUGUUUUCUACGAUAGGUUGA
Olea europaea var. sylvestris is the source of this 249-nucleotide messenger RNA. Its product is annotated as protein transport protein Sec61 subunit gamma-1-like. The record is from RefSeq and is a predicted model, not a curated record. The transcript has 2 exons. Gene Ontology annotation, molecular function: transmembrane protein transporter activity. Gene Ontology annotation, biological process: post-translational protein targeting to membrane, translocation; protein targeting. The coding region runs from base 1 to 249 and encodes 82 amino acids. Gene Ontology annotation, cellular component: membrane; Ssh1 translocon complex. Lineage: Eukaryota; Viridiplantae; Streptophyta; Magnoliopsida; Lamiales; Oleaceae.